This is a messenger RNA of Pungitius pungitius (ninespine stickleback), 2199 nucleotides long. Its product is annotated as glycerophosphodiester phosphodiesterase 1-like. Gene Ontology annotation, molecular function: glycerophosphodiester phosphodiesterase activity. Bases 142 to 1326 code for a protein of 394 amino acids. The transcript has 6 exons. NCBI's taxonomy places the organism in Eukaryota, Metazoa, Chordata, Actinopteri, Perciformes, Gasterosteidae. Gene Ontology annotation, cellular component: plasma membrane. Gene Ontology annotation, biological process: ethanolamine metabolic process; N-acylethanolamine metabolic process; phospholipid metabolic process. The record is from RefSeq and is a predicted model, not a curated record.
AGUACACGCUGUACUCGCUCAUCUCUAGUGGAAAUGUUUCCUAAAGUGACUUCACCUUUAAAAGCUGUAUUUAAAAAUCUGUCAAUGGACUAAUGAUCAUUUUAUUCUGAAGGUGUAUGUCCUGUGUGCUCGUAUAUUAAAAUGUUCAACCAAAUGAAGCUGCUGAUCAUCAGUCAUCUUUCAUGUGUGAUCUGCUCUCCGGCCCCGCACCAUGUCGGGGGGGGCGGCGCGCGCCUCCAUCCGUCCAUCCAUCCAUGGCAGCUCUCUGACCCACUACUCUUUCCGGUUCGAUCGCGAGGGACGAACCAGUCCCGUCUCGAGUUGUCGAAGAUGCUGCAGAUCGGGGACGAGGCGGCGUGUUUCUCGGCGGUGUUCGCGCUGGUGGCGUUGGGCACGCGCAGCCCCACCGGGGCGUCUCUGCUCACCGCGUUCCUCUACGUCUUCGUGGUGAUGUUCCGCUUCCCCCCGGUGCCCGCGGAGCAGGCCGCUCGCGCCCUGCGGCCCGGGGCCCCGUCGGGCGGCGUCCCGGCGGUGGCGCUCGGCGGAGGCGGCCACGACGCGCCGGAGAACACGUUGGCGGCGAUCAGAGAGGCGAGUAGAAACGGCGCAACGGGAGUGGAGCUGGACCUGAGUUUGACAGCCGACGGCGUCCCCGUGCUGAUGCACGAUGAGACUGUGGACCGCACCACCAACGGCUCUGGACCCGUGAGCGGUCUGCAGCUGGUCCAAGUCAAGAAACUCGAUGCCGCUGCUCGCCACAGGUUGAAGGACAAGUUCAGCGGAGAGAAGGUCCCGACUCUGCAGGAGGCGGUGGAGGAAUGCCUCAGACACCGGCUGACCAUCUUCUUUGAUGUCAAAAGUCAACCUGAUAAGGCUGCAGCCGUGCUCCACGAGAUGUAUAAGAAGUAUCCUGUCCUUUACAAUUCCAGCAUUGUUUGUUCCUUUGAACCCAAAGUCAUCUACAAGAUGCGGCAGACGGACCCCAACGUGGUCACGGCUCUCAUCCACCGCCCCUGGAGGCUGAGCCGCUUCGACGACGGCACCGCUCGGUCCCUGUCCACGUCGGGUCAGCUGUGGCUGGGGGUCCUGGACGUCCUGUUGGACUGGGCCCACCACCACGUACUGUGGAAGCUCUGUGGUGUCUCUGCCAUCCUGGUGCACAAAGACUUCAUCUCGGUCGACUACGUUCAGUACUGGGCGGAGCGCGGUGUGGAGGUGGUGGGCUGGACCGUCAACACCGCUGUGGAGAAGGACUACUACCAGAAGGUGCUGCAGAUUGGCUACGUGACCGACAGUCUGCUGGAAGACAGCGACCCGCAUUACUGAGUGCUCGCACACAGCCACACACACAGGGGGAGGGAUGACUCAAAUAUCAAGUGUUUUCAACUCCUAAAACGAGACAUUUUACAGCUUCUGCAUGAACAAAUUAGUUGAAGACUCCUUUGUUUGAAAAGACUACAUAUUUACUGUAAUUAAGACAUGUGAUGUCAUUUUAAAGAAGGUAAAAUACUGACACAUAUGUACAAAAGAUGUAGAUGAUGUUAAUAAUAAAGUGGAGGGAUGCUAGUGUUAGAAAUACAAAUGAUUUACAAGGUUAGUCAUUACUGCAGCUACUAUUAUUUUACUUUAACUCUGCAGGUACGUGGUCUUUAUUCUACUAACAGCACAUACUCCUCCUGGAACAGGGUUUAGGGUCCUGUUACUUUAAGGUAUUUUCUACCUACUGUGCCAAUCUUUCAAGAAAUAUCAGUGUGAAUAGUUGUUAGACAUGUUUGGAACAUAUCUAUGCCUACUAUCAUGAGCUGUAUCAUCCAAUAGGGAUAUUCAUUGAUUGUUCAGUAUCUUGCCUUCUAUUAUUGCUCUUUAACUGCCAGAACUGCACAAACAGUAUUUUAAUUGAAAUAAUAUUGUUUUAUUGUGUUUAUUUAUUGAUAAUAUGUUUUAAUGCGCCAAAGGAGGGAAUGUAAAUGCGCAAUUGAGUACUAACACACAUGUGAGUGUUUGUCUCAGGAAUCCACAUAAAGUAAACUAUUAACUUCUUCAACUCCUUUUUAAAAUGAAUCCACCACAGAAGGAAAACUGUAUUUCUUGCCCCGAAAUGUAAAAACAAAAAUAAAAAAAAAUAAAAUAAUUAAUUACAAAGCCUCUAAUUAGAUUAAUAUUUUUAAUCGAGUCCCAGCCCUAAUAAUAUAUAUAUAU